AUGGCACCAACUUCAAUAGCACUUAUUCUUGGCUCCGGCCCACGAGUUGGCGCUUCUGUUGCCAAGGCAUUCGCCAGCAAAGGCUACCAAGUAGCCAUUGCCUCGAGGCAUGGAACUGGGACCAAGAACUCGGACGGUUAUCUCUCGCUCAAGGCGGAUUUCACCAAUCCCGAAUCAAUCGCGCCCCUAUUUGAAGCCGUGAGAAAGGAAUUCCAUGCCUCACCUAAUGUUGUGGUGUACAAUGCCGCCAGUCUGACUAUUCCUCCUGAUGAGGAUUCUAUCUUGUCCAUCCCAUUCGACACAGUUGCAUCGGAUCUGAAUGUCAACACUAUCAGCCCUUAUGUUGCGGCUCAGCAAUCAAUCCACCAUUGGAAGGAGCUUCCGUCUGACAUCAAGAAGACCUUCAUAUACACUGGUAAUAUAUUGAAUGUCUCGGUUAUCCCAGCUCCAAGAGUGCUGGAUUUGGGCAUGGGCAAGGCUGCUUCAGCAUUUUGGGUGGGGGUGGCAGACGCAUCGUACGCGACAAAGGGAUUCCGAUUCUUUUACACGGACGAACGAAAGAGCGAUGGUCAACCUGUCUCGACGGAAAUCGAUGGCGAUGCACAUGGUGAAUUCUACCUUGAGUUGAGUACCCAUGAGGGGCAGAUUCCAUGGCACGCCACCUUUGUUAAGGGCCAGGGGUAUGUUCAGUUCAAGUAG
This is a messenger RNA of Clonostachys byssicola, 699 nucleotides long. NCBI's taxonomy places the organism in Eukaryota, Fungi, Ascomycota, Sordariomycetes, Hypocreales, Bionectriaceae. The record is from the annotation of a GenBank genome assembly.